This is a messenger RNA of Limanda limanda (common dab), 1915 nucleotides long. RefSeq names its product transmembrane protein 154 (gene tmem154). Lineage: Eukaryota; Metazoa; Chordata; Actinopteri; Pleuronectiformes; Pleuronectidae. The transcript is spliced from 11 exons. Bases 270 to 905 code for a protein of 211 amino acids. The record is from RefSeq and is a predicted model, not a curated record.
UGUAAGAAUCACCACAUGUUAGCCAACAUGUUCUCUCUUCAGGGAAGUGGUCGCCAACUGUGUUCAAAUGAAGAAGCAAUAAUGGAAGAAGUAUUGAUCUGCUCAGCUCUGUCGGGCGGCAUACCUCCCCGGCAGGAAUGUGACUGUGCUGCAGCCGAUGAGCCGUCCGACCUGUGGCUACAAGCACAGAGCCGGUUGCAUCACAUCCGAUCAAAUCAGGAAGUGAGAUGCAGUGACAGAACAGAACGCAGCAGGCGCACAAUGGCACUAUGUCUGUCUCUCGACCUGCCAACAUGAGAGCCUCCCGGGGGAAGACCCCUCUUCUUCUGCUGCUGCUGGUGUUGAUCGCUCUGACUGGGACAGCGCUGUGUCAAGACGAUGGUGAAGAGGCACCAGAGGAGGAAGUUCCAGAAACAGAUGACUCUAGCCUGGAUGAUGUCGACCCAGAUACCCCAGUGUCGUCCACGACUGCUCCUGAGGAACCUUCUCCAACAGACCCAGAUCCCUCAGUAGAUUCAGGUACAGAGGGAAAUGACGGAGAAGGCUCAGGAGAACCCACACCAGAUGGUACAGGGGAGCCACGUGGUGGAGAAUCCACCGCAAUACCAGAGGAAGACGACACUCUGGGUCUCAUCAUCAUCCCCGUCCUUGUGGUGCUGGUGGUCGUGAUCAUCGGCGUGAUCGUUUGUGGGAUUUUCCUCAACCGCAAGUGGAACAGAAACAAGAGAAAUCAAGAGCUCAGGAAGGAAGAUCCAUAUCUGGAUGGACCCAGCUCAGAGAAGGUGCCAAUGCCCAUGUUUGAAGAAGACGUCCCCUCGGUACUGGAGAUGGAAAUGGAAGAGAUGGACCAAUGGAUGAAAAAAGAUGGUGAAACUGCAGAGGACUCUAAUCAUACAGGAUUCUAAUUAUGGUCAAAGAGACGCUCUCCCACCACACGGGGACACACACUCGUCAGAGCAGCGUUGACAACGUGGACGUUUUGACCUUUCUACAAUAAUCCUGCAACAUUUUCUCACUACAGGAGUGGAUUUUACUGCCUGGAAACGACAUCAUUAGACUUUGGGGGAACUCCCAAUCAUGACUUUUGUUUUUAAAGUAAAACCAUCAGCGAGAGAGAUUAAUCUCAUCCUCUGCGGUGGUGAGCAACAUGCAACAGCUGGACUUUCUUGUGUUAAACACUGGCUCUUUUUAAAUGUCAAUGAUCGGUGUGUUGCCAUUGUGUAUUUCUUCUGCUGUGCUUUGCCUGUUUUUUUAUUGUUUACUGUACUACAGCAGGGAAAUGUACUGUAUUUUCUGUCUCGUCGAAUCAGUUCCAAAGAACUGUCCCCUGCUGAUUCACACUGUUUAAGACUAAGCGGCCGUCUUCGAGCGCAUGAGGCCGACUCUCCUCUCCGCCCCACACACAGACACCACUGCUCCUACUGGCUGCCGACGACUUAUCUGCGGCUCACAGCCUCUUUAUUGUGUUACACUGCGUGACUCCCUCCAGCUGCAGGUUUUUUUAAGAGGAAAUAUCCUGUUGAUGAUUGUUGGCAUGCAUGACAGGGAGGGCCACUCCUUCUUCAUGCCUGUGCAGAGCUGGUUCCGAGAAGGAGUUUUUAGUCAGAAGCCGAUUGAGAUAUCAGAGUGUGAGAUCAGACGCCUUCUCUGUCCUAGUCUUUUUGAUAAGUUACCGAAAUAGCUUUCUAGAAGCUGUUACUGAUAAGAUUUUGAUCUCACCAUAGAAUCGGACUGAAAACACUGAAGUGUCUCCACAAAAGCUCUUAGAUUUUUUUUUGUCACCAGAUUUAGUCGAUACACUGAUCUAACUGUUGCAUUGUAAAUAUGGGAAUACAGAAAGCCAGGAGAGAUUAUUUUCACGGAGCGCCUUCUGUAAAUAUUUCAUAUGAGGCUGUAGUAUUUUUUUUUAACUUUG